GGUGGCUGGCGGGAAUCUGUCAAGUGUUAGGGACGGAGAAUGACUUGAGAAGGUGCUGGGUUACAUGGUUUCAAGAGAGGAUACAAGUAACAGUUCGCCAACAUUGGAGGAACAGAAGGCAUCUUGAAUAUCUGAUGGAGAUGGCUGAAAGAGCGGAGACGGAGUACACAGAAUCUGGCACAUUUUGGGAUUCACCCAGGAGAGGAAAAACAAAAAAUAAAUCAAAGAAAGACAAAUGUCUAAAAAAGGACAAAACCCACAGGACAGAGGUGAAAGAGGCUGGGAUUGAAAAGAAAAAGAAAACCAAAAAGUCCAAAGGUAAGCAGAAGAAGAAAAAGAAGGGGGAAGUAGCGCUGGGAUUACAAGAUAGCUAUUUUAUUUUUGAGGGCAACAGUGCACCUAACCCCGCAAUAAAGCCAAUGAAGUCUGGGGGAAAGUCGACUGUCAAAUUUGCUGUAGAACAUUGCAUUCAGAAACAGGAACCUGUGCCGGUGGUAAGUGACUCAGUGAAGGUACCCAAGAAGAAGGCCCAGAGAAAAAAGAAAGUUGCAUUUGAUUUAUUCCCUGAUUACAUACAAGCAAAACAGCCAAAAGUAGUCAAGUGUUGCACCUCAACAACCAAAGACAAAGCAAAAGACACUUUUCACUGGGAAAGCCCCAAGAGUGACAACGAGAUCAACUUUUCUGGGACUUAUCAGUGGGGAGAGGGGCAAGGAAAUGGGACAGAGUAUGGAAAGGGACAAGACAACUCUCAAAGUACUGCUGAAGAUGCCAACAGUGAGGACCUGUUUAUAACUCAGAAGAAAUUCAGAGUACUAACAUCUUCAGAUCACUCCAGCAGUGGAGGCACUGGUGAAGCCAACACCACAACAGUGCCCAGGCAUACCAAGUCACUCGUAGAGCCAAAAGAGGAGCCACUGCUCUGGAAGUCAAUAUCUGAGGCAGCCACUCAAACAGAGAACUUCUUUACCUCACAGAUCUCCACAUUCCUCAGAUUUCACCAGUCGUGUGGAGCUGCCGAGUGCUCAGAGCAACCUACCGACCUGAGUCUCCCUAACAGGAUGAGGGCAGAGAUGGGCCUACAUCCCCCAUCAUCUCAUAGAAAGGCCAAUGAAGAGGAAACCAGCCCCCCACUUGGCCAGAAGUCAACAGACACAACGUCAAGUGAGGAGAAUGACCCAUUCUGGCGGUGCAAGAGUCAAGUUAAGGCAGUUCAGAUGAGACUGAAUGAAUCUUUCUUCUUUAAGAUGAAGGGCGAGGGACAGUCCCCGAGACCACAAUCUCCCUUGAUGAAACUUACACAGGCCCGUGGUGGGAAGAAAACAAAAAAGUAAGAAGUGAAGUUCUUCAAACCUGAACUUUCCCACAAGAACUAUGGGGGACCCAAAGGUUGAACAAAAAAAGUCAAAAACAAUUUCAUUUCAUUAGUGAUAGUAAUUCACAAGGAUACAUUUUCUUUGUGGUGUUCUUGGUCCUAGGUUCCCAAAAUAGGUUCAUCUUAUAGGUUCACAUGUUAUUCAACAUUCAGUUUCAAGUUUCAUUAAAAACACAUGCAAU
Messenger RNA from Coregonus clupeaformis (lake whitefish), 1557 nucleotides. RefSeq lists its product as uncharacterized. NCBI's taxonomy places the organism in Eukaryota, Metazoa, Chordata, Actinopteri, Salmoniformes, Salmonidae. The record is from RefSeq and is a predicted model, not a curated record. The coding region runs from base 135 to 1334 and encodes 399 amino acids. The transcript has 3 exons.